AUGGAUAGUGUUAAUAAUGAUAAAGACGAAAGUAGUGGGGUAAGCAAUAGUAACAAUACCAUACAAAGAAGACAUAUAAACACAAAUAUAGAUAAUGUAAAGAAUGAACAACAACAGCAGAAGCAGCAACAAAAGCAAUCUGUAGAAAAAGUAAUCGAUAAUCAUAGUAAAGAUGAAUCAAAAUUAAAUGAUCAAGAGAUUAGUAAUUAUAAUUUUAAAUAUAUGGCAAUUAGAUAUAUGGUGAUAUUUAUUAUAUUCGUUAUUUUACAUUAUUUAAUAUUUAUACGUGGUGAUACUAAGCAAGACAGUUUAAAAAGAAAGCUACUCGAAAGUUGUAAAUCAUCUGGUGUCGAUUGCUCAAAAAUAGCAAUGGAGUUAUAG
Heterostelium album PN500 is the source of this 381-nucleotide messenger RNA. RefSeq lists its product as uncharacterized. Bases 1 to 381 code for a protein of 126 amino acids. Lineage: Eukaryota; Evosea; Eumycetozoa; Acytosteliales; Acytosteliaceae. The transcript is spliced from 2 exons. The record is from RefSeq and is a predicted model, not a curated record.